This is a messenger RNA of Psilocybe cubensis, 1287 nucleotides long. RefSeq lists its product as uncharacterized. Gene Ontology annotation, biological process: peptidyl-threonine phosphorylation. Bases 1 to 1287 code for a protein of 428 amino acids. The transcript is spliced from 7 exons. Lineage: Eukaryota; Fungi; Basidiomycota; Agaricomycetes; Agaricales; Agrocybaceae. Gene Ontology annotation, molecular function: protein serine/threonine kinase activity. Gene Ontology annotation, cellular component: cytoplasm. The record is from RefSeq and is a predicted model, not a curated record.
AUGGAUGAGGAUAUGAGUAUGGAUGCUUCAUCGGGAGAUCUCGUGUUCGUGCAAGACUGCACGGGGAGCCAAGGGACGUACAUCUCGUCCGCAACGAAGAACAUCGAGGCGAUCUGCGCGCACAUCUUCGAGUCGGGGCGGCUGCAGAGCGCGGAGGACCUGCGCGUCGGCCUCGUUGCGUUCCGCGACCACCCGCCGCAGGACCACACGUACAUCACGAAGAACUUUGGCUUCUCGUCGGAUAUCAGCCAGGUGCAUAAGCAUCUGUCCACGCUGUAUGCGAGUGGGGGCGGGGAUGGGCCGGAGGCGGUUACGGCUGCCCUUGCGGAGGCACUGAAUAUGGAGUGGAGGGAGUAUGCGAGUAAGAUGGUCGUGCUUAUUGCGGAUGCGCCGCCCCAUGGCAUUGGGGAGUACGGUGAUGGCUUUGACGAUGGGUCGCCUGAUGGACAUGAUCCAUUGCAGUUGGCGAGAGCGAUGGCGCAGAAGGGGAUCACUCUGGCAAUUCUUCGUCGCCUGCGAGCCUGCGCUCAGUGGAUACUCCGGCUGAUGCUCCCACUGACAACCGCGGACCUGCUGACGCACGCGAUUGUCGGCAGCGUGCUCGAGAACUUGGACAUGGAGCGCCUCGUGCGCGAGGUCGGCGCGGCGGUCGCGCAGCGCAUCCUGGGCAACAACGAGAGCGUCGACGACGUUGCGCGCGAGCUGCAUGAGAAGCUGCUGCUGAGGAACGAGAGCACGAAGAAGGUCGUGAUUGAGAGCAUAUACAAGGAAUCGGCGGAGGCGAAGCAUAAUGUCGCCGUGUUCACCCAGGCGCCGACGUUGGAAGAUGCGAGGCCGUUGCUUAAGCGGGUACACGGCACGCGAUUCACAGAGAAAUACCUGCAAAUGCGGCAUAACCUCAGCCGGUCCUCAUACACAUCGUACAGCAGCCCAUCGUACUCAUCGCCAUCGAUUACGCGGGCGAGCGUGCCGUCGUCGCCCAUCAAAUCAGGCGCAGUGCCGCCAGCGUCGCCGCCGCGCAAGGUCGUGACAGACUUUGCGGCGUUCGGGGCGCCCAAGUCGGCGAGUGUGUUUGGGACGGCUGUUGCGUCGACGCCGUUCUCGCUCGCGGGUGGCAAGGCGGCGUUUGGUGGGAUGCGGAUAGGCGCGGGGAGGAGUGCGUUUGAUGAUGAGGAUGAGGACGAGGACGAUGGGAGGCAGAAGAUUGAGUUGAGGGAGGAUUCGAUAUCGUUGGAUCAGGCCCGACGGAUCGCGAUGCAGAGCGCAUGGAGAAGUGCACGAGCUUGA